AUGGUCCAGAGGGGGGCCGGGGACAACGCCAUCCUGGUGGAUCUAGUGUCCUACGACACGGAUUUUGAGGCAUUUAAAUUCUUCGGAACCAUCGCAGAUCAGCGAGACGACAUCUUCCCAAACUCCACUCAUGUCAUCUCCCGAUACGACGAGGCGCCAUACGUGGUACAUUUCGAAGACGAGCAGACCUGGAAGGACAACAAUCUGGAAUAUCGCAAACUUUGCCUGAUAUACAAGUCUGAGCCGGCCCACACCAUCCAUUACUUCUACUAUACAGCGUGGCCGAACUCGCAGGGAAUCGAUCCCGACAAGCUCGAAUUUAUGCUGGAGCAGGUCAACGAAAAAUUCACCAACCAGAAAAUCAUCGGCAAUUGCUUAUGGGGCAAAGGUCGAACGGGGACGUGGUUCGAGGCGUGGGCCAUCUACCAGGCGACGGUGGUGGCCAAAAGCACCGAGUGGUUCUUCUCUUCGCCGGACCCCAUUAAGGAUUACACAGUCAAGAUCCACCAUCAGCGCAACAACAUGAUUGACAGCGCAAACCAAUACGUUUACCUCUAUCAGAAGUGGGCGCGACGGAUGUGGGAUCGCGUGUCUGAGAAAGCGUGA
This is a messenger RNA of Penicillium alfredii, 606 nucleotides long. RefSeq lists its product as uncharacterized. The record is from RefSeq and is a predicted model, not a curated record. Gene Ontology annotation, biological process: protein dephosphorylation. The transcript is spliced from 2 exons. Gene Ontology annotation, molecular function: protein tyrosine phosphatase activity. Lineage: Eukaryota; Fungi; Ascomycota; Eurotiomycetes; Eurotiales; Aspergillaceae. The coding region runs from base 1 to 606 and encodes 201 amino acids.